Messenger RNA from Girardinichthys multiradiatus, 6328 nucleotides. RefSeq names its product serine/threonine-protein kinase TAO2-like. The coding region runs from base 471 to 3941 and encodes 1156 amino acids. The transcript has 20 exons. The record is from RefSeq and is a predicted model, not a curated record. Gene Ontology annotation, biological process: protein phosphorylation. NCBI's taxonomy places the organism in Eukaryota, Metazoa, Chordata, Actinopteri, Cyprinodontiformes, Goodeidae. Gene Ontology annotation, molecular function: ATP binding; protein kinase activity.
CUCCCGCCCCAGCAGCCCGUGCCAUUUUGUGUUUAGCAGGAACAAAAAACUGGAGGAGAAACGGGUCCAGAUGGAGGAUGGGGUGCUGGGUUUAAGUCCGAUUUAGGAGUGUGUUUUAAUGGUUCGGUGGGCCAAUAUGUUCGGAAGUGUACCUUUGCAGGGAAACAUCAGCCACACCCCGCGGAGCUGCUAAUGUUACCGUUAGCCUGUAAGCUAACGAGGCUAAGCUAUUAGCUCAGGAACGGCGCAGAAGAGAGCCGUUGGAGACCCGGAAACCCUCCCAUUGUCGCCUGGAAGCCGGUGCUGAACUCCAGCAUCUCUACAGAAUCCAGAAGGACCUGGUCGGACAUGAACCAGAAGUUCUGCUGAGAGGAGACCCAGGAUAUGAGGAUCGAGGCUCGCUGUUAUCGCUCCUGCUAACCGUUCAUUUUUCGGUCCUGAGAGGAACCACAAUAAGCUGCGCCCUGGCCAUGCCCUCGAAUGCACGGGCGGGCAAUCUGAAGGACCCGGAUGUGGCGGAGCUGUUCUGCAAAGAUGAUCCAGAGAAGCUGUUUGCGGAUCUCCGAGAGAUCGGCCAUGGCAGCUUUGGAGCUGUGUAUUUUGCCCGAGACGUGCGCAAUAAUGAGGUGGUGGCCAUUAAGAAGAUGUCGUACAGCGGCAAACAGACCAAUGAGAAAUGGCAGGACAUCAUUAAAGAAGUGAAGUUCCUGCAGAAACUUCGCCACCCCAACACUAUCGAGUAUCUGGGCUGUUACCUGAAAGAACACACAGCAUGGCUGGUGAUGGAGUACUGCCUCGGCUCGGCCUCGGAUCUCCUCGAAGUUCACAAGAAGCCCCUCCAGGAGGUGGAAAUAGCUGCUAUCACCCAUGGUGCUCUGCAGGGCUUAGCAUAUCUACACUCUCACAACAUGAUUCACAGAGACGUAAAGGCGGGGAACAUCCUGCUGACGGAGCCAGGUCAGGUGAAACUGGGCGACUUCGGCUCUGCCUCCAUCGUGUCUCCGGCCAACUCCUUUGUAGGAACACCGUACUGGAUGGCUCCUGAGGUGAUUUUAGCCAUGGAUGAAGGUCAGUACGAUGGGAAGGUGGACGUCUGGUCGCUGGGAAUCACCUGCAUAGAGCUCGCUGAGAGGAAGCCGCCGCUGUUCAACAUGAACGCUAUGAGUGCCUUAUAUCAGAUCGCUCAGAAUGAAAGCCCCAUCCUGCAGUCCAACCACUGGUCUGAUUCCUUCCGCAGCUUCGUUGACUCGUGUCUGCAGAAGAUCCCCCAGGACCGGCCCACGUCGGACGUCCUGCUAAAUCAUCGUUUCCUGUGCCGCGAGCGUCCACUGACGGUAAUCAUGGAUCUGAUCGCUCGGACCAAGGAUGCCGUAAGGGAACUGGACAACCUGCAGUACCGCAAGAUGAAGAAGAUCCUCUUUCAGGAAACGCAGCAGAAUGGUCCCGUGUCCGAGGGAGGCGAGGAUGAAGAGGAGGUGGAGCAGUACCUGCUGCAGACCGGUACCGUUAACAGCAUGGAGAGCUCCCAGUCCGUACCCAGUAUGUCCAUCUCGGCCAGUUCCCAGAGCAGCUCGGUCAACAGCCUGGCCGACGGUUCUGAUGACAGCAGCAGUGAGAUGGCCAUCAUGCAGGAGGGGGAGAACACGGUGACGUCCAACAGCUCCAUCAUCCACCGCCCCACAGGUCAGGACAACAUCUACGACGAUCCGUAUCAGCCAGAGAUGGAUCAGCCCCAGGCCCCCUCCGCCGGGCGCCGUCGAGCCUUCUACCGUAACCGGGACCACUUCGCCACCAUCCGCACCGCCUCUUUGGUGACCCGUCAGAUCCAGGAACACGAGCAGGGCUCGGCGCUCCGGGAUCAGAUGUCCGGCUACAAACGGAUGAGGCAGCUGCACCAGAAACAGCUAAUGGGCCUGGAGAACAAGCUGAAGGCAGAGAUGGACGAGCAUCAGCUGAAGCUGGACAAGGAGCUGGAGAGCCAGAGGACCAACUUCUCUGCAGAGUUGGACAAGCUGGCCCGGAAGAACCAGGCCAUCCUGGAGAAAGAGAUUAAAGCAGCUCUGGCAGAGGAGAAGAAGUUCCAGCAACAGAUCCUGGGCCAGCAGAAGAAGGAGCUCAACUGUUUACUGGACUCCCAGAAGCGUCAGUAUCGUCACCGCAAGGAGCUGCUUAAAGAGGAACUCAGCGAGAACCAGUCGACCCCCAAGAGAGAGAAGCAGGAGUGGUUGAUCCAUCAGAAGGAGUGCAUGCAGCAGAUGAUGGCGGAGGAGGAGGCCAACCUGCUGCGGAGGCAGAGGCAGUACUACGACCUGCAGUGUCGUCAGUACAAGAGGAAGAUGCUGCUGGCCCGACACAACCUGGAGCAGGACCUGCUCCGAGAGGAGCUGAACAAGAAGCAGAUCCAGAAGGACCUGGAAUGUGCCAUGCUGCUCCGACACCACGAGUCCACCCAGGAGCUGGAGUUCCGGCAGCUCAGCACGGUCCAGAGAACUCGAGCCGAGCUGAUCCGGACACAGCACCAGACUGAGCUCACCAACCAGAUGGAGUACAACAAGCGGCGUGAAGAAGAGCUCCGACAGAAACACACCGUGGAGGUCCGGCAGCAGCCCAAGAGCCUCAAGUCCAAAGAGGGGCAGAUAAAAAGGCAGUUCCAGGAGACCUGCAAGAUCCAGACUCGGCAGUACAAAGCUCUGAGGAACCACCUGCUGGAGACCACUCCCAAGUCUGAACACAAAGUGGUGCUGAAACGGCUCAAAGACGAGCAGACCAGGAAGCUGGCCAUCCUGGCCGAGCAGUACGACCACUCCGUCAACGACAUGCUGUCCACGCAGGCUGUGAGCAAGCUCCGGCUGGAUGAGACGCAGGAGGCGGAACACCAGGGGCUCCGGAUGCAGCUGCAGCAGGAGCUGGAGCUGCUCAACGCCUACCAGAGCAAGAUCAAGAUCCACACGGACAGCCAGCACGAGCGGGAGGUGAAGGAGCUGGAGCAGAGGGUGUCGAUCCGCCGAGCGCUGCUGGAGCAGAGGAUCGAGGAAGAGAUGAUUUCUCUGCAAAACGAGCGCUCCGAGCGCAUCCGGACCCUGUUGGAGCGUCAGGCCCAUGAGAUCGAGGCCUUCGACUCGGAGAGCAUGCGACUGGGCUUCAGCAACAUGGCGCUGACCGGAAUCUCAGCCGAAGCCUUCAACCAGGGCUACCCGACACCCAGCCCGUCCUCGGGCUCCGGCGGCUGGCCUUCCCGUCCCGUCCCGCGCUCAGGCAGCCACUGGAGCCACAGCGUGCAGAACUCGCUGGCCACCCCGUCCUGGCGCAGUCAGAACCACGGUGGUAGCUUCAGUCGGACCGAGUCGAUGGCCUCGGCCCACGGCCUCAUCAGGGACAGCGAGCUAAGUAAGAGCGGCCGUGGCCACGCCCCCUCCUCGUCUUCAUCCCACCACCAUCAUCAUCAUCAUCAUCAUCAACAGCAGCAGCAGCUUUACCAGCACCACCAGAGCACGCCGCAGCUGUACCGUGACGACCGAGACACCAGGGAGCGCGAGCGGGCCCGGGAGUGGCCUGGAGGAGCAGGAGGAGGAGGAGGAGGAGGAGGAGGAGGAGGAGGAGGGGGUCACUACUCCCAUCAUUCCCGAGGCCUCCAGCAGCUCUCCUACCAUUCCUCUUCCCAGUCCCUGGCCGUCCUGCCUCCUGCACCGCCUCCUCCCAUCUCCUUCUCCUGCUCCUCUCCUGCAUCCUCUGCAUCCUCCUCCUCAUCCUCACAAGGCGGAUACGGGGUCGGGGGCCUGAGCGUCAGGGGCCCUGGCAUGGCCCUCAGGAACAGCCCCCAGCCACUGAGGAGGACAGCCUCUGGAGGCCCGGCGGGGAGCGGCGGGAGCGACGGUGGGCUCAGCAGGAGCACAUCUGUCACCUCCCACAUCUCCAACGGAUCAAACCUCUCCUUCUCCUGAAACCAUCCCAGUUCUCCUCUUAUCUGAUCGUCAAGCUUCAUCCUGCUUCUCCGAUGAAAACUAACCAGGGGACCAUCAAAGAGCUGUGAGGAACACCAUGGAGCUCCAAGCUACUCUGAAGAAGACUAUGGAGUUCUGAGAAGCACCAUGGGACUUAAAGACGGUCCACAGAAUACCAUGGAGCUCUGAGGAACACCAUAGAGCUCCAAGGUGUGCUGAGGAACACCAGUGACCUCUGAGCUGCUCCAAGGAAUAACCCAGUUCUUUCAGAGUGGUCCAAGGAGGUCCAAACUGAUGCGAGAAAAUACCCCUGAACUGUGAGGAACACCACAGAGAUCCAACCUGCUCUAAAGAAGACAAUAAGCUCCUUGCCACCACGAAAACCCACAGGGCUCUGAGGAACACCACAGAGAUCUAACAGCUCUUCACGUGGAGCUCUGAGAAGCAUCAUGGAGAUCCUAGCUGCUCUGAGAUGGUCCAGGCUGCUUGAGCCAACACCAGAGGCAGGAUGACGACUACCUCUCAGGGAGGGGAGACCUUCUUCAACUCGACCUCAAUUAAUCGGAUGGAAAAGCGUAGAUGACCUUUCAUCAGAACCAAAGGACAGAUUCGGUCCUUUGAGUCUCUUCGGAGCAAAAUCCCAGAGGUGCACAGAAGUCGUGGCAUCAUCAGGAACCUGAACGAGUCGUGUUGCAGAACCAACAAGUGGAUCAGUGGCGUCUCCUCCAUGGAGGUUCCCAAUUAAUCCACCUGUUGGUUCUGACCCGUUGAAUUGCACAGAGAUGAAGGUUGGACUUGGUUUGAGCUUCAGGUUUCAGUUUGUGUUGGACUGAGCAUCAGAUGUGGAGCUUCCACUUUAAAACCUUUGUAAAUACAAGCAAUGUUUCCUGCCUCCAGCAGGGGGCAGCCGUGUCUUUACAACACUGCCGUCUUUAGUUUGGGUUGACCCAGAACAAUCCUGCUCAGAUCGGUCAUCCAGUUCCAGUCUGCAGAUUUCCUCGUUUCUGGUCUUCAGUCAGAACAUUUUUAAUGAUCCCUAUGGAAGCAGCUGCAGCUUUUAGGCUCUUGGAGAAAUGUUCUCCUUCCAGCAACCUUCAGAUGUUCACAGAGUCCCAGCAGCUGGACUUUGUUUUAUUCCCAGGAUUGUAGAAAGUCUGACGGAAACGGAUCAGAUGCAAAAACAUAAAAUAGGACAUUGGCGCCACCUGCUGUUUCUGUGAUGAAAGUUUCGUAGUAGCAGUGGAACCGACAGCUGCAGUUAUUUCUGCAGACGACCCAGCUCCACUACAUGCUGGUUUUUACACUAAUGGUCCUGACACUCAUUUCUAAUUGCUCCAGUCAUUGAGAAUUGGGCCUCUUUUACACCACUUUUUAAAUCUCACAUUAAGGUUUCCACUUUUUGUCCAGAUUAGCAGAUCAGUCCGUUUUCUUUUGCUUCAGAUCAGCUGCAGUUAUUCUGCUGAGAUUCUGUCUUUAACUGACAGAAAACACAGAUCUUAGCUCCUCUCAGUGCAGUUCAGCAAGGAAAAUGUAUCCUCUGGAUUAAAUCACCACCAUUCAGGCCAGAUUAACCCGUUUAAACCAGAGUUUUGUUGAUCUAACUCAUUCAGAACCAGUUUCAGAACUCACUGCUGUAAACACUAAUAUGAAGCUGUUUCAGGGCAGCAUGUUUCCAGCCUUUCUCCGUAACAUCUGACUGAGGAACCAACAAACAAGAAAAUCCUGCAGAACUGUCCUCCAAUCAGAUGCUGUGUGUGUGUGUGUGUGUGUGUGUGUGUGUGUGUGGUGGGGGGGGGGUUCGACGCAGCACCGCCAGCUCAGCGGAACGAACACGUUUGUCUGCAUCUGUAGAUGAGAUGUUCGUAUGUUACAGACUCAGUGCAUGGAAACGGUGUACAGAUAAUAAACGUGCACACUACCUAUUUAUAGAGCUGUGACACCUGUGCAGGUGUGGCAGGUGUCACUGUCCAACACUUUGACCUGCGUUCUACUUAGCGUUGUACAUAGAAGCACUAACUUUAAGACUGUGUUAGAGUAAUAAUGAUUAUUUUGUCACGUGACUUAAGCCAAUUUGUACUAGAUGCAGACAAACUGAGGCCAUCCUUAUUACUACUGCUGCAGGUGGAAUAUUUAUGUUAAGAUGUUAUUGCCUAUUUUGACCACUAGGUGGAAAAUGAGCGCAAUGUUACUGUGAUAGAGCUAUAAGAAUUUAAAUGUUUUUCAAGAGGACUACCUUUCCCAGCAUUCCCUGUGAGGUCUCAGGGCGGGGUCUCCAGCUGUGGGCGGGGCUGCGAUGAUCUACUUUUACUUGUUGGUUUUGAGCCAGUAUUAAAGCGUGGGGCGUCCCCAGGAAAACCCAGUUACACGCAGACUUUUAGAUGAUUUCA